Molecule: messenger RNA, 1525 nt
Organism: Ectocarpus sp. CCAP 1310/34
Lineage: Eukaryota; Phaeophyceae; Ectocarpales; Ectocarpaceae
Source: the annotation of a GenBank genome assembly
CGCAGUGCAACAGCAGCCGACAUAAGCUUCCGGUGUGUGGGAAACUGCCGGACAAGCCUGAGCCGCGCUUAGUUUUCACAAUAUAAGACACAAAUCAUGGGGUACCACACGAUUCUCUUGGUCCAGCGAGACUCGGUCAACAGUAGGAUGUACUACGACCUCCCGUCCACAAGCCAAGCAAUGGAACGCGUGGUAAAAAUGUACGAGGCUCGGUUGAAGGAGGUCAACCCGCACCAGGUUCACAUCACGUACGAUAUCACCGACCUAUACGGCUUCAUCGACGAACUCGGAGACUUGAGCGCUCUCGUGGUAAACACGGACACGGGGUUGUACACGCCACACGGCAAGUCGUGGAUAAAGGAGUACCUCUUCAAGUACUUCCAGCAGCAGGCCGAAUCCUAAGGCACGUGGCACCAUCCCGUCCGGAGCUUCACCAAGCUCUCGGGGAACGCCCCACUUGUUUUUGGAUCUUGUAGACUUUAUGGCGACUUGUAGACUUUGGGCGAGGCAGGUGUUAGUGUGGGGUACCCCCGGGGUAGUAUUGGCAUUCGCGUAGCCCCCCCCCCCUCCCUCCCCCCCAUCCAAGGGUGCAUCCUCGUUAUCGUUUUUAUUUUUUUGAAACUUUGAUGUUGGAUGAAAGUUACGACGUCCCUCCCCCUACCGUGUGUUCGUAUGGUGGCUACCGUAUCACCGUGAGGCAGGCAGGACACGGCGCGUGUCGUCGUGUUGAGCUUGGGUACCAGGUACUGUAGUGUCUCUCAACGGAAGAAAGGUGGACAUCGGCCCUGGCGUGCAGCGAGGCUGAGUCGAUCGUGUACGUACGGUGAUAAUGGUGUUAAUGGUAUUAGCCGGGAGGUGCACACAGAUAACGGAAGGAUAUUCUGCGUUCUUUUUGGACCAGACUGGGCCAAACGCUGGCAGAUCACGUCGACGAGAUUUGUAUGAGCCUCGGCCCACGUUUCUUCCUCUUGGUCAAAGUCGGUGCCGCGUUGAAUUCUGAUUGGCCGAAGUAGGCAGCGUCCUUUUAGCGUGCGACUGAAUGCUGCCCCGAACUAUGUUCAUGAGCUUCGUUGGCGCACGAGUUCCAGGCCUUGGUAAAAGAUGGUCUUCAGUUGUCCGUUCCAAUGCGGUUGGUUUACCCUUGAAGCUUAAUCGGAUGGGGGGGACGAAGGCAGCUAUAGGAUAGAUUGUUGACGGAUUGCUUCACGAUUGAGGGACAGAUGCUGUUGCAAUUUGUUAAUUACAUCAGCCUAGGCGGUUCAGGCCGUCCCAACAGCCAGAAAUCGAACCAAAUGUCGCCGGAGUUUUCGGUGAUGUUACAGUAGUACCGGUUGUCCGGGCGUUCACUCGUGAACGAACCUGAACGGAAGUCAGCGGCAGCAUGUGCUUUAUGAAAACGUUAGCGCGUAUACGUCAUUCCAACAAAACCCAUACGUUGCAACUUCGAGAAGCAUGAUGUUGAAGUCAUAUUUGCCAGUACCGUAUUCUGAGCCUUGCCCGUCCAAUCCUCAACGUCGUGGCCGUC